AUGGCAGCCGAUAUCCCCUCGUUCACGCUCAACACGGGCGCCAAGAUUCCCUCGGUCGGCAUGGGUUGCUGGCAAGGUCAACCCGGUGCGGGCAAGGACAACGAGCUCGUCGACGCUCUUGUCAAGGCCAUCAAUGUGGGCUACCGUCACCUUGAUACCGCGACUGGAUAUGCAAACGAGCGCGAAGUUGGCGAAGCGAUCCGCAAAUCCGGCGUUCCGCGCUCCGACAUCUUCCUCACCACCAAGCUGCGACCCGGCGGAGUGAACGACCCUGUCAAAGAAUUUGAGGAAUCGUUCAACAAGCUCGAUGUCGAGUACAUCGACCUGUGGCUUCUGCACUGGCCUCAGGGCUUCACCUCGAGCGAGGGCAACUUUGGCGGUGGCGACGUGUGCGGCUUGGAGCACCAAAAGCACCUUGGUCCCACCUUCAACGAGACGUGGGCCAAGAUGGAGGACAUCUUCCUCAACUCGCACAAGGGCAAAGUCAAGGCGAUUGGCGUGAGCAACUUCAGUAUCAAGAACCUGGAGAUUCUGCUCCAGACGGCCAAGGUCGUUCCUGCGGUCAACCAGAUCGAGCAGUCGCCUUUGCUGCCGGAACACAAGCUCAACGAGUACUGCAAGCAGAAGGGCAUUCAUAUCACGGCCUACAGCCCGCUGGGCCAGAUGAGCUCGGCAGUGCACGACGACGAGACGCUCAACGAGAUCGCCAAGAAGCACGAUGUUACCGCUGCUACCGUGGCGCUCAGCUGGGCUGUGCAGAAGGGCACCUCGGUCGCCCCCAAGUCGACCAACGAGAAGCGCAUGAAGCAGAACAUCACGCUCAUCAAGCUCAGCGACGAGGAGAUGAAGCAGGUGGACCACAUCUCGGAUGACCCUAAGAAGCACACCAGGCUCAACUACCUUGUGUUCGACAAGGACACCCACAAAAUCCUCGGUUGGACCAUGGAGGAGAUGGGCUGGGAUGUUGGAUUCCUUCAGGAGCCUGGAAAGUCGACGAAGAAGGUGGGCGAGUAG
Molecule: messenger RNA, 1014 nt
Organism: Kalmanozyma brasiliensis GHG001
Lineage: Eukaryota; Fungi; Basidiomycota; Ustilaginomycetes; Ustilaginales
Product: NADP-dependent oxidoreductase domain protein
Exons: 2
Coding region: 1-1014 (337 amino acids)
Cellular component (GO): cytosol
Molecular function (GO): aldose reductase (NADPH) activity
Source: RefSeq, a predicted model, not a curated record